Messenger RNA from Theobroma umbraticum, 2169 nucleotides. Its product is annotated as RNA-binding (RRM/RBD/RNP motifs) family protein. Gene Ontology annotation, molecular function: nucleic acid binding. NCBI's taxonomy places the organism in Eukaryota, Viridiplantae, Streptophyta, Magnoliopsida, Malvales, Malvaceae. The record is from RefSeq and is a predicted model, not a curated record.
AAAUCUCAUCAUUUUAAUAAGGCCUCAAAAUUUAAAAAGAAAAAAACCUUCUUUAUUUUUUCCUCCUUUUAAUGCAUGUUCUGAGAUACCCAGUUCUGCUUUUCAGCUUAUUUUAUCAGUUUUGUAUUGACUUUUAGUUGCAUUCUUUAAGCUUUGAUGAAUUAAACUUUCCCUUUUGUCUGUCUGGGCUUUCCCUAUAAUUCAGGGUUUUCAAGAAUGUCAGUAAUCAGUUUCAAGCAUGUUUAUGAUAAUAAGUACCUAUGUUUCUUAAAGUUGUUUGCUUAGUGGUUAGGAAUUCAGGGCUUUUACAUUGAUCUUUAGUGGAAAAUAUUCGGCUGUGUCACUCAUUAUUGAUUCCCAUAAGUGCUAAGCUAUGAUCAUCUUUUUUCUUCAUCCUUUCCUGGUUUCCCUCUUCUUGGUACCCCUUCUCCAACGAUCAUGAGGAUUGAAUUUUUCCCUAACUUAAAGGUUGCUUGAAUAUUUGAAUUCUUUAAUGUAUAUAUUUUAUAAUUAAGUGCUUAAGUUGCAUUCUUUAAUGUAAAUUGAGACCCUUUUUGCACUUUAGCCAAAAAGCUUGAUAAUCUUGCUUCACGCUUGCAUUCUUUGACUUGCAUCGUUCCGUACAAUGAAAGCUAGUUAAAGUUUUUGCUUUGGAGGAUUUUAUGGGCUAUGGCUGUCCCCAAGGCUCAUCCUUUUAUUACUUUUGACCUGAACGAAAAUUUUUUAUGGUGCAUUUAAGCAGGUCUUGGAGUAGAUUAAGGCACCUUUCUUGGGAUUACAGGAUUAAUUCUAACUCCACCAGUUAAAUAGUUUUGGCAUUAAAGUAAUGGUACUUUUGGAUAUGUUAAUGUUGAAAUAAGGCUAGUUGAUAUUAGAAAAUUGAAAAACAAUACUUAAAAUGAUCAUGGUAUUUUCAAUUAGAUUUUAGAAGCAGCGAGCAAGUUUUUGGCUUUCAUUUUGUACCUAUGCAAGGAUAGAUGAGAGCUUGGGACCACUGAGGAUUAUUGACCUCAGAAUCAUCCAUAAGUAAGGGUGCCCCAAGAUGGAAGUGCCUAUUACCUCUUUCUGACCUCAGAACCUACUUGACCUUACCUUACCUCUUAUCUUAGCUAUCUCUCCAAAAGAAAUGGCCUUGUCCAUGGAAUUGCAAUGGUUUCAGCGUUAUAAAGUGUUGAAUGAACACAGAUGAUUUCUACAUUAUCAAGCUACCUUUACUAAUGUUGGCUUCUAAAAUUUUAUUUUAAAUACCUACAAGUAGGUUCCUUUUGCCUGGCUUUAUCUGAGUGAAAUUUUAAGACAAUGUACCCCGGUGGUUACACUGCUGAAAUUACAAGCUUAUCUCCAAAAGCUACUGAGAAGGAUGUUCGUGACUUUUUCGCUUAUUGUGGCGCAAUUGAGCAUGUUGAAAUUAUAAGAAUUUCUUCAGGUUAUGAUUCCCAUAAUUUGUACAAAUGUAACUUAGCAGCAAGUGAGGAUACUAGCUCAACGGUUACUCAUAUGGAUCAUUUUGUUUCUACUCCUGGAGAAGCCGUGACUGUUGUCAAAAAAAUGCUAGCCAAGGGCUAUAUUUUGGGCAAAGAUGCCCUUUUCAAGGCCAAAGAACUUGACGAGUCCUAUCAGGUCUCAGCUACUGCAGCAGCCAAGGUUUCUGAGCUUAGCAAUAAAAUUGGCCUAACUGACAAGAUCAACACCAGUAUGGAAACGAUAAAAUCAGUGGAUGAGAAGUAUCAUGUUUCAGACAUCACUAAAUCUGUAGCAUCAGUCACUGGAACUGCAGCUGUAACAGCGGCAUCUUUUACAGGGAGAACUGCUGUAGCAGCUGCCAAUGCUGUAGUCAAUAGCAGCUACUUUGCCAAAGGAGCACUUUGGGUUUCUGGCAUGUUGAGCCGUGCAGCUCAAGCCACAGCUGAUUUGGGUAGCCAUGGAAAUAAGGAAACAGAAACUUAAGUUUCACAUUCAACCCUAUUUAGUUGUUUUCCCCAUCCUUUGUGUUUGCAUAAAAAUAAAUGGUCUUCCGUUUCAUAUCGGUCUAGUAUACACAACCGUAUAAAGACUUAAAGUUUAGUCAUGCCCUGAUUUCGGCAGGUUAGAUGGGUGUAAAUGUAGGAUUGAUAAAUGACAUGUUUGUGUGUUUGUUUGUUUAAUUUGAUGCAUAACUUCAUGCUUUAA